CAGGCUCGCAGGACAGGGCUGUAAGCGACGCUGUACAUACUGUGGGGGUAUCUCUUUAGAGGAAGCUGGCAGAGCGACAGGCACAGCAGCGUUUUGCUUCUCUCUUGGGCAGCUUCGAAACGGAAUAAUACAAGUGGUACUGUACUGUGACCUUUAUGUAAGGUCCAAGCCCUAAAGGAACGGGUCAUAGACGGGAGGAGAGACUCGGAGAAAGGCUUUUGACCACGGAAGGCAGGAUAAAGUGUCGAUUUCAUUAUAGAAGAAUAACUACAGCUGAGUUGUUUUGCAGUGAGUCACCAAGACCAUGGAGGCCAUCGCCAAAUACGACUUUAAAGCUACUGCCGAUGAUGAGCUUAGUUUCAAACGUGGGGAAGUCCUCAAGGUGUUAAAUGAAGAGUGCGAUCAGAACUGGUACAAGGCAGAACUAAAUGGAAAAGACGGAUUCAUUCCCAAGAAUUACAUAGAGAUGAAAGCCCAUCCGUGGUUCUUCGGGAAGAUUCCCCGUGCCAAAGCAGAGGAGAUGCUAAACAAACAGAGGCAUGAUGGGGCUUUUCUCAUUAGAGAGAGCGAGAGUGCACCAGGAGACUUCUCCCUUUCUGUGAAGUUUGGAAAUGAUGUCCAGCAUUUCAAGGUCCUUCGUGAUGGGGCUGGGAAGUAUUUCCUUUGGGUGGUGAAGUUCAACUCUCUUAAUGAGCUGGUGGAUUACCACCGCACAACUUCGGUUUCCCGCAAUCAGCAAAUCUUCCUGCGAGACAUAGAGCAGAUCACCCAGCACCCUACAUAUGUGCAAGCGCUCUUUGACUUUGACCCCCAGGAGGAAGGAGAGUUGGGUUUCAGACGCGGUGACUUCAUCCAAGUCCUGGACAACUCUGACCCCAACUGGUGGAAAGGAGGCUGCCACGGCCAAACGGGCAUGUUCCCUCGCAACUACGUCACUCCUGUUAAUCGGAACAUGUAAACAAAAAAAAAAGAAAGAAAUUCAGACCAACACAACAGCAACCAUCACCACCAUCAUUAUCACAAUUGUUCUUGACCUCAUCCUCCCCGCCAUCCAACCUACAACCAACCCCUUACCUCUCUGGGUCAUCCCCCCCACCCCCACCCCAGUGACAUAAAAGAAGAAGAAGAAGGCAAAUGACUGAAAGAGGGAGAGAGAAAGCAGGAGUAGAGCUGCCGUAGGCGUAGCUAUGUGGGUGGCAGCAGAGCGCAAUCAACCUCUAUCCGCGCUGAGAAAGUUCACCUCCCUGCUGAACGCCUCAGUGAGGACUGAACUGUCUGAGGGAAAUCAAAAUGGAGGAAAAAAAACUAAAGCAUCGUGUACCAACCGUGAAGACAACCAAAUGAUUGAACCGCUCCCACAGCUGCUUCUGUCUUCUCAACUUCUUAACAUUCUGCCCGUUUUCCUUUUACUUCUUUGCCGCAUGUUGUUUUAAUCACGUCAGCAAAUUGUCUACCAGUAAAUCGGAACUCGUUUUAAGGAAAAAUUUAUAAAAAUUAAAAAAGGAACUGUUUUAAAUAAUGUACAAAAAGAGAAGUGAUGCCAUCUUAACAUCACAGCUAGUUUCCAUGUUUUAAGACCAUUGGCAUGUAAGCAUUGUACAUCAGUUGUCAGCUUUAUAAAUGAAUCAAGUAUAGAGAGAAUCCAUUUUUUAAGAAUAUAUAUUAUAUAUUUGUAUGUUUGUCUCUUUUACCUCUAAACAAAUUGUUUUCCAUUUGUAAAUUAUGUUCGAUUUUCUGUUAGUUUAGAAUAAGACCUAGUAGCUCUAGAAUGUGAUAAUUGGCGACUUUUUCUUUCAUUUUUCCGGGGUCUUGGAUUAUGACAUUUAAGGCUUCACAGCUUCCAAUUUGAGAAGAUUUCUUGUCUGUCAUGCAAGUACAGUAAAGUUAGUUAUCUGAAGGAGCCAGUCUUGUCAGAAAGCUAAUAAUGACCAGCAACAAGAGCCGUGAGUGCUGAGAAAGCCCUUCAGCUACCUUAGCACACUGAUGGCAACCAUGCUAUUUUGGCAGUGACUGUAGCUGACUUCACCUAUCGACAAACAUGAGGGAAGCACCGGUCUGAGAACUGAACCACACAAGGGAUUUCAAACGACAUGCUGAAGUAGUAGUGUUGUCAAUAUUCAUUUAGAGAGUGGUCCACACGGAUGUAUACAGGUAGUCAACGGUCAUAUUCAGAUACAUUAAAUGCAUGCACAAGCAGACACUCUCCUGCGAGUAACAAAAGGGGCUGAGUUUGGGUAAUCGCCAGUGCAGACCUGCAGCUGGCAGAAAACUGAGAUUGUUUUUUUUUUUUGUUGUUUUUUUUUUUUUUUUCAAAUGCUAAAAGUUGAGAGAUCAGCUGAAAUAAUGUAAACAACUUAUUUGUUUUUGUGUUUAAUGUGCCGUGUGGUCAAGCACUUUCUUUUUUUUUUUUUUUUUGGUUUUGGUUUUUUUAGAACCUUUAAAUUUUUGUGCGUUCAGUGCGUGUUUAUUUACCGUUUGUGUUCACCUUGUUUUGUUUGUUUCCGUUUCUUGUUCUCUCUGGAUAGUGCCUUUCUCUGAUGUGUCAGUGUCUCCGAUCUGCUACUUUGAGCCCCAUCCCGCUUUGCUCAGGAUCUGCCGGUCCUGCGUUGAUAGUAAAUGUAAAUAAUCAAAGAUGUCCCAUCAGAUAAAACUCAGCAUUCUUUCCUCCUACAUCAGGCCACCUUCACCCUCACCAACAAGGAACUGUUGUGUCUCUCUCCUCGUCUUACCUUUCGACACUUUGCUUUUUUUUUUUAUUUGCGUCUGUGUUUUCAAUUAAUAAAAUGCAGUUAUUAAAAAAA
Molecule: messenger RNA, 2801 nt
Organism: Girardinichthys multiradiatus
Lineage: Eukaryota; Metazoa; Chordata; Actinopteri; Cyprinodontiformes; Goodeidae
Product: growth factor receptor-bound protein 2
Exons: 6
Coding region: 305-958 (217 amino acids)
Molecular function (GO): protein binding
Source: RefSeq, a predicted model, not a curated record